GGAAAUUCGGCGACUCCUGGGAUGCACCUUUGGAUGUUCUACAACUUCUUAUGGACGAUCCUGAAAUAGCUCCAGAUUUCGAUCCAAAUCAUGUAAAUUAUAACAUGAUCGUUGACAUAAUUGGUGUAUUUGCAUUUGCUUCUAUGUCAACUACGUCUACCUCGGCUGCCUAUGCUUUAGUCGAGCUAGCAAAAAGAAAGAAGGAUUAUUGGAAAGAAUUAUAUCAGGAGGCUCAAGAAAUUAAUAAACAUUUGUCACGUCGAUGUCUUUCUGAAACUUAUACGUUUGCGAAUGGAUUUCAAGUUCCACGCGGUCGUCAAGUCCUUUUGGACGUUAGAGAAGUAAAUUUUGAUGAAGAAUUUCAGGGAGGAAUGUAUCUAAAACUAGAUACUGGACCCAUCGUUGAACGAUGGGUUUUGGCAUUAUUACUUGCAAAUAUAUAUAA
Racocetra persica is the source of this 445-nucleotide messenger RNA. NCBI's taxonomy places the organism in Eukaryota, Fungi, Glomeromycota, Glomeromycetes, Diversisporales, Gigasporaceae. The record is from the annotation of a GenBank genome assembly.